Messenger RNA from Sorghum bicolor (sorghum), 2009 nucleotides. RefSeq names its product probable serine/threonine-protein kinase BSK3. Gene Ontology annotation, biological process: protein phosphorylation; brassinosteroid mediated signaling pathway. The record is from RefSeq and is a predicted model, not a curated record. NCBI's taxonomy places the organism in Eukaryota, Viridiplantae, Streptophyta, Magnoliopsida, Poales, Poaceae. Bases 223 to 1698 code for a protein of 491 amino acids. Gene Ontology annotation, molecular function: ATP binding; protein kinase activity; protein binding. The transcript is spliced from 11 exons.
GUUGUGAAGAGGAGCAGCAAACAGGCUGCAGACAGCAGGGGUGCCAAAAGCAGGGAAGGAAGAGCGGAAAAGCCCACCACCACCACCUUCCUCGGAUCCACAACCCGGACGCCCCACCCGGUGGCAAGCAGGCAGGCAGGCGAGCGAGAGGUGGUGGAGGAGCGGACGGAACCGUCGCCUGCUGCGGCUGCCUGCGAGAUCUAGGCGAGCGAGCGCGCGGCCAUGGGUGCUCGCUGCUCCAAGCUCUCCGUCUGCUGGUGGCCUCCCCACUUCAAAUCGCCGAUGCUCGAGAAUGGCGCCGCCGAGGAUGACGGCAGCGGCGUGCCGGUGUUCGCCGAGUACAGCCUCGACGAGCUCCGGGCGGCCACCGACGGCUUCGCCCCCGACCGCAUCGUGUCGGAGCACGGCGAGAAGGCGCCCAACGUGGUCUACCGCGGCACGCUCUUCAGCUCCGGCCGCACCGUUGCCAUCAAGCGCUUCGGCCGCUCCGCCUGGCCGGACUCACGCCAGUUCCUGGAGGAGGCGAGGGCUGUUGGGCAGCUGCGCAGUGGCCGGCUGGCCAAUCUGAUCGGUUGCUGCUGCGAGAGCGGCGAGCGUCUCCUCGUUGCCGAGUUCAUGCCUCACGAGACCUUGGCAAAGCAUCUCUUCCACUGGGAGACAAAUCCAUUGAGUUGGGCAAUGAGGAUGAGGGCUGCGCUUUAUGUGGCACAGGCGUUGGACUACUGCAGUAGCAAAGGGAGGGCACUCUAUCAUGAUCUGCAUGCAUACAGGGUCGUCUUUGAUGUGGAUGGUAACCCAAGACUAUCAUGUUUUGGUCUGAUGAAGAACAGCAGGGACGGGAAGAGUUAUAGUACUAAUUUGGCUUUCACACCUCCUGAGUAUCUUAAGACAGGCAGAGUAAGUCCUGAGAGUGUGGUUUACAGUUUUGGGACUGUCUUGCUUGAUCUCCUGAGUGGAAAGCACAUUCCACCAAGUCAUGCACUUGACCUUAUAAGAGGAAAGAACUUUCUAGUGCUGAUGGAUUCUUGCUUGGAAGGUCAUGUAUCCAACUCCGAUGGAACUGACUUGAUGCGAUUAGCAUCCCGUUGCUUGCAAUAUGAAGCACGUGACCGGCCAAAUCUGAAAACUGUGGUAUCUGGUCUCGCAAGUCUCCAGAGAGAUGCUUCUACUCCUUCACACACUUUGCUGGGGAUCCAACAUGAUAAGAAAAACCCAGAUCUAGUUUCCUUGUCUGCUAUUGGGAAAGCUUUCGCCAGAGCAGACCUGAAUGAGGUGCAUGAAAUACUGCUGCAUGAUGGUUAUAAUGAGGAUGACGCAGCUAAUGCUGAGCUAUCUCUCCAGUCAUGGAAUGGUGAUCUAUCUGAGAGCUUUGUUGUUAAGAGGCAUGCAGACAAUGCCUUCAAGUCUAAGGAAUUCGUGACUGCAAUUGAGUGCUACUCAAGGUUCCUCGACUCAGGCGCAGCGGUGGCUCCAACCAUGCUGGGGCGGAGAUGCUUCGCAUAUGUGGUGAUUGGCAACCCACAGGAAGGCCUUGAGGAUGCAAAGAGAGCUGUGGUUAUGGCAUCCGACUGGCCGAUGGGAUACUACCUGCAGGCCAUAGCACUUCAUAACCUUGGAAGGGAGGCUGAAAGCCAAGAAGCACUGAAGAUUGGCACUGCCUUGGAAGCUGCAAGGAAUAGUAGAGCUAGAUCUGUAUAGCCAUGAAUUUGUCAUACCCUGUCCUGCUUGUACCUAGAUCGCCUGCAUUUCGGGUGCCUCCCUCCAAUGCUUUGCCACCAGUAGGGCUGUUUUUGGUAUUCCCUAACUUGUAUCGGUAUUUCCCAUGGUUUUACAUGUCAGGAACUCCUAGGUUGGCUGUUAUUACACAGGAAUGGGCAACUAGUUUGCAAUAGCAUUCUGUUGAUGUGAGUUUGUAAAGUGACAGAAUUUCCAUUUAUUUCAACAAAUUCAUGUAUAUACAAACUUUUGAACCCUGCAACUUAAGAUAUUUGAGGUCAGGCAACCUUCAA